Molecule: messenger RNA, 441 nt
Organism: Cyclospora cayetanensis
Lineage: Eukaryota; Apicomplexa; Conoidasida; Eucoccidiorida; Eimeriidae
Product: 60S ribosomal protein L27
Exons: 3
Coding region: 1-441 (146 amino acids)
Biological process (GO): translation
Cellular component (GO): cytosolic large ribosomal subunit; ribosome
Molecular function (GO): structural constituent of ribosome
Source: RefSeq, a predicted model, not a curated record
AUGGUGAAGCUGCUUAAACCGGGUCGCGUGGUGAUGGUUCUAAACGGCCGCAUGGCCGGUAAGAAGGGGGUGGUGGUGAGCACUUCCGAGGGCACGAAGGAGCGUCAUUUCUGCUACUGCUUAAUUGCUGGGAUCGAGCGUGCUCCUCUUCACGUCACAAAGAGGAUGUGCGCCACGAAAGUUGAGAAGCGGAUGCGUCCGAAAACAUUCAUCCGAUACGUCAAUGUCAGGCACCUCAUGCCAACCAGGUAUACUGUGAGCAACGACUUUGACAUCAAGGCACUCGUGCCGGAAGGGGCACUGGACAACAGCGCGGCUCGCAAAAAGGCAAGAAAGGACCUCGCCGGAAUCUUCUACGAAAAGUUCAUGAAUCCCGUCAACGAGAAAGCAGGGAAGGUGUCUAAGGAUGUCCUCUUUCUCAGGAAGAAGCUCCGCUUCUAA